AGGGGUUGGAGCAAGAAACGGGUCUCGGCUGGUCCCUUAGUCGACGAAAAGAGAAGUAGAGAACUUUACUCUGCACAAUAGCUCUCUCCCAACCUCUAUAGCCAACAAUCAUCUGCGGCCUGUUAUUUUCUUCACUCUGAUACCUCACUUCCAAGCUUCUUGCCUAUAUUCCAUCUCCAAUUCCUCACCAUGGCAUCACUUAAGACGCAGUCCCUCCUGAAUGAGCUAGUCCAGUCUUUGCAAGGCUCUGUCGACAUCGAAGUUGAAUCCAACCAAGAUUCAGGCACUGUGCCAGACAACGAUUCCCACUCCUUCUUAAUCAAGAAGCUGUUCGCAAAGUUCCAAGCCAUGGAACGCACCCUUCAGCGCAUUUCGACCACACUUCGACUCCAGAACCAGCGAGAAGCCCCUAAGCCUGAGCCUUUUGCACUUAGAUACUCGCUUAAGCUGCCAACCGAUGUUGCCCUAGUCAAGAGUCUCAAAAAUGCCGGGAUUGUAGAGAAGUUCAACCGAGCCGGCGCUCCAUUCGACCAGAUCAGAGCUUGCAAAAUUGUUUCCGAGAAAAGAACCCUGGUCCUCUACAUCGAUAACGCAGGGGCUGAAAGGCUCAUCCAUGAACAACUUGUUCGCAUUGGCGAGAUUCUGAACUUGAGCCCUGAAUGUGGCAUAAUCCGCGAAAAGUAUCUCGUUCAUGUCUAUGGCUUCCAGUGGGAUAGCGAGGAGUUCAAGAACCCACAGCCUUUCAUUCGAGGCUGGGGUGUUCAGAACAACGUCGAUAUCUGCAAAGCCUACUGGACGAACAAGAAACUCAUCCUAGAGUUCGACCAACGCAACCAUGCUGAAAGGCUCGUCCGUCCAAACCAAAAGGUGUAUCUGAGCGGCUAUUAUGGCUGGGCAGAGCCUAUUGAUAAGCGCUCACUUCCGAAGUUAUGUUUUCGCUGCGCCGAGCCCGGGCAUUUGAAGGACAACUGCAACAAGCCCCUACGUUGCCAGAAUUGUAGCGGUUUUGGUCACCAGCAAUGGGGAUGCAAAAAGGAUCCCAAAUGUCCGAACUGCAAAGGAUCGCACCCCGCAUGGGCACCACAGUGUCAGGCUGAGCCAGUCCUGAAGAUGCUCGCAGAGUGUACUUAUUAUCGUGAGAAGAUUGUCUACUGGGCGCAGGAGAUCAUGCAGCAGCCCACCACCGCAGCAAUACCUGUAUACGAUGCCCGAGACGAAGGACCCAAAUUCCCCCAUACGCGUGAGAAACAACCCGCCCAACAGAAGGGGAAAAAGAAGGCCUCCAAGAAAAGAAAGACAGUUGAAAAGGAUAGUCAAAAGAACACCGUCCCUGUGGACCGCCAACCAGAGACCUUGUACCGAUACCUCAUCUCUUCCGCUGGCACUCCAGCGAGAUCUUCGCAGCCUCCAACGCUGGAUGGUGAAGAUAUCGUAAUGGGUGAGGGUUCACAACCGAUGAUAAUGGAACAACCCUUCGCCCAUUCAACCAGUAUGCUACCCUCACAAUCGACAUCUUCUCAGCCUACCGUGGCCCACGCAAGCUCUUCGCGAAGUGUGCCUUCUCACACACCUGUCAAGAACUUCACACUCAACGGUUGGGAUCCUCAGCAGAACAACGGACCAAGAUCUACUCGCCAACGAACAUCUCGGAUACCUAAGGAAAACAACGAUCCGUCUCAAACUACGCUUCGGAUGGGCGAGUCAAGCUUCCAAACGCUGCUGCGGGAGACGACGCCGGGUAUAGAUAUGACAUCAGCUAGUUCUAGCGACGAUGAGUAUGAAACCGAAUCAGAGUCAGAGACGGCUUCGAACCAAAACUAUGAAGGUCGAUAUGAAGGUGAGAUUCCGAUUGGUAAAUAGUCACAUCUUGAGUGUUCUAGGCUGUGUACACCAAUUCCAAGGGUGUUUUCGAUUUCAUUGUUUAUGGAGGAAGGUUACAGUAUAUUUGAAUAUGUGUAAGGCUCGUUUGUGUUGUAAUGGCAAAACCUCUCUGCUUUUGAUAGUGUUUUUCUACGUAUUGUUACUUGAGACAUUUGCUUGUUGUAUCGAGUUUAUAUCAUUACGUUUCCUUCUCAAAUACGUGACUAAAGGGUGAAACGGAGUGCUGAGUAUGUCUCGACGUUAGACCAAGCGGAGUGGCUAGAGUUGACCCCAAAUUAACCCAGGAAGGAAUUCCUCACAAGCCCAAUUCUAAACAUUGCACUUCACAAACUUCCAUCAUUGUUUGUCCAGGGCUGGGAAUUAGUGACGGCUAAGUCGGAGGGGAACGGAUCCAAU
This is a messenger RNA of Cucurbitaria berberidis CBS 394.84, 2277 nucleotides long. RefSeq lists its product as uncharacterized. The record is from RefSeq and is a predicted model, not a curated record. Bases 190 to 1860 code for a protein of 556 amino acids. Gene Ontology annotation, molecular function: nucleic acid binding; zinc ion binding. Lineage: Eukaryota; Fungi; Ascomycota; Dothideomycetes; Pleosporales; Cucurbitariaceae. The transcript has 2 exons.